GGCCUACGUUUCUUGAUUCACGUUGCAGCGUUCGCUGCACCCAUCAUUGCUUUAUGUUCGCAAUGACGAAGCGACCAUCUCGUGAACAAAUGUAGAAGAAGAAUAAGGAACAAAAAUAAAUUCCUAUAAAUUAUCAAGGUGGAGGUAUCCAUGGAUAGAGGUAUGAAAUCUAUAAAUGAUUAUUAUCUGUGGUUGAGUAAAUCAUAACCUCUAUACAAAUGUAAACUGAAAAGCUUGGUAACACAUAGUAACACAGUUGGUGUUUUUAUACAAACUUUAAAUAUGGAAACGAUAUUAGAGCAACAACGACGCUAUCACGAGGAAAGGGAGAGAUUAAUGGAUGCGAUGGUAAAAGAAAUGCUUUAUAAAAAGGCAGGACACAGGGAGAGCAUAAAUUCGGAGCAUCGAUUAAAGAUGUUACUUGAUCAAUACAUGGACAGUACCUUGCAUUUGCAAGACUUGUACGAAGAUAAAGAUGGGCAAAGAAAAGAGGAGGUUCAAGCACUUUCGGGUCCAAACGAAUUUUCGGAGUUUUAUUCCCGUUUGAAAUCGAUAAAAGAGUUUUACCGAAGACAUCCUAACGAAAUAAGUAUUCCAAUGUCCGUUGAAUUCGAAGAGCUGGCCAAAAUGAGAGAAAACCCAACAGAAGAGCUUUCAAAUCUUGUUGAGUUUACUGAUGAGGAAGGUUAUGGAAAGUACCUUGAUCUUCACGAAUGUUAUGAGAAGUACAUUAAUCUCAAAGGAAUAGAAAAAGUAGACUAUAUUACAUAUUUAUCAACUUUUGAUCACUUGUUUGAUAUACCAAGAGAAAGGAAAAAUGCUGAGUAUCAAAGAUACGUAGAAUCUUUGUUAGAAUAUACAACAGAUUACUUAAGUAGAGUCAGACCCUUGCUUGACUUAAACGGAGAGGUUCAAGAGGCAAACAGGGAAUUCGAAACGCAAUGGGAAAACAGUACGUUCCCAGGAUGGCCAAAAGAAACUGGCAGUGCUCUUACUCAUGUCGGAGCUCAUUUGGAACUGUCUGCUUUCUCAUCAUGGGAGGAGCUCGCGUCUCUUGGUUUGGAUAGAUUAAAAUCGGCUUUGAUGGCUUUGGGUUUAAAAUGUGGCGGUACUCUCGAGGAGAGAGCCCAGAGACUUUUCAGUACGAAAGGGGAGGCUUCUUUAGAUCCAAAUUUACUAGCCAAGAACAAUAGAAAUAGGAAAUCUGGAAAGGGAAGAAAUUCUGAAAAGCAAAAGGAGAUAGCCUGUUUGGAAGCACAAGUAUACAGGCUCGCGGAAUUGGUGUCCACUCAGCGAGUGGCCACAAAAGAAAAUGUACAAAGGAAACAAGCUAGAACAGAAGGUGAGAGAGGAGAUUCCGAUGCUGAAGCUAGCGCUAGCGAAUCCGAGGAAGAAGAUGACAACGAAGUUCCUUACAAUCCUAAAAAUCUUCCUCUCGGGUGGGAUGGUAAACCUAUACCGUAUUGGUUGUACAAAUUGCAUGGAUUAAAUAUCAGCUACAAUUGCGAAAUAUGCGGAAACUUCACAUACAAGGGACCAAAAGCUUUCCAAAGACAUUUUGCCGAAUGGAGACACGCACAUGGAAUGCGCUGCCUCGGAAUUCCAAAUACCGCUCAUUUCGCUAACGUAACGCAAAUCGAAGACGCUCUGGCUCUGUGGGAAAAGCUUAAAGCUCAGAAACAAGCCGAACGCUGGCAGCCAGAGCAGGAAGAAGAGUUCGAAGAUUCUCUUGGGAACGUAGUUAAUCGUAAAACGUACGAAGACUUGAAACGACAAGGUCUUUUGUAAUAUAUUCAUCAGAUACUCUAAGUAUCUUUUAUUAGUUACAAUGUAAUACUUGUAAGAUGUAUGUUUUAAAAGUGAAUGUAACACGAAUAAACAAAUUUUUGUAAUUACACAUCUGUAUACUUGUACGUACAUUUUGAAAAUAAAAAUCAGUUACAUAU
Molecule: messenger RNA, 1946 nt
Organism: Megalopta genalis
Lineage: Eukaryota; Metazoa; Arthropoda; Insecta; Hymenoptera; Halictidae
Gene: noi
Product: splicing factor 3a subunit 3 noi
Biological process (GO): mRNA splicing, via spliceosome
Cellular component (GO): spliceosomal complex; nucleus
Molecular function (GO): zinc ion binding; RNA binding
Source: RefSeq, a predicted model, not a curated record